Caenorhabditis remanei is the source of this 732-nucleotide messenger RNA. RefSeq lists its product as uncharacterized. The transcript is spliced from 3 exons. The record is from RefSeq and is a predicted model, not a curated record. NCBI's taxonomy places the organism in Eukaryota, Metazoa, Nematoda, Chromadorea, Rhabditida, Rhabditidae. The coding region runs from base 1 to 732 and encodes 243 amino acids.
AUGCAUCGUUUCUCCUCGCUUUUUGUUGCUUGCUCACUUUUCAUGGCCGGAGUUAUUUCUCAGGAGACAAGUUUGUCACCUGUCGUUCAUAGAUUCAAGAGGCAUUGUGGUUCUUACGGGUGUGGAAGAUCAGUCUGCCAAGAAUGUCCAUCCUGUUGUGGAAAUGAGGGACCACAACCAUUUAAUCCUGUUUUCAAUAUUCAAUUUAACUGUUGUGGAGCUCCACGUCCAUCCCCAGCUUGCUGUCCAUACGUUCCACCAGCACCUCUCCCACCACCACCACCAUCCUCCCCAUGUUGUGGACCAUCACCAGUUCCAGCCCCAUCGCCAUGCUGCCCACCUCCACCAGCUCCAGCUGCUCCAUGUUGUCCACCACCUCCACCACCAUCCCCAAUCGUCUGCUGUAAGCAAGCGCCAGUUCCAGAGAACCCGUGUUGCCAAGCAGUCGCUGCCGUGAUUCCACCAACAGCAUCCUCCCCAGCUUGCUGUGUCGCUGCACCUGUUCCAGCCAACCCAUGUUGUCAACCAGCACCGAAACCAAUGUCAUGCCAAUGCUCGGCCCCAAGACCGGUACCAUGCAGAUGUGGAGCUCCACCAAUUUCCAUCGACUGUCCAAACUGUGAUAUGCCUGCUCCAAGGUGCUCUAUGAUGUCUCCAAUGGAAUGUUCAAUGAGAAGAAUGAGAAGAGAUGUUCAUCAACAAAUUCUGCAACAUUUCCAUAGAGUUCAAUAG